Messenger RNA from Aspergillus calidoustus, 1371 nucleotides. Lineage: Eukaryota; Fungi; Ascomycota; Eurotiomycetes; Eurotiales; Aspergillaceae. The record is from the annotation of a GenBank genome assembly.
AUGGCUUCAUCCAUCGAAAACCAUCUCCUCGCAGACAUCACCAAGCAACGGGUCGCUCGCAGCGCCCGCGUCGCCAGCUGGGAUCAAAGCGGACUCAACGAGGACGCCUUUGUCGUCCUACCCGGCGAGACCGCUGUGCUGGCCGACCUGCAGGGCCCUGGCGCAAUCACCCAUCUAUGGUUCGUCCAGACAUGCCGAAAGAUCCUGGGACCCGGCCUGAUCCCAUACUCCAAAUCGGGAGUCGCCAUGAUGGAAAUUCACAACGCGUUGGGCCUUAACUACGAAGUCAGCGACCCAGACUACUACCGCAAGGUCCUGAUCAAGAUGUACUGGGACGACUCCGAGACCCCCAACGUCCUGGCUCCGAUCGGCGACUUCUUCUGCCUGGGCCACUCGAUGGCCGCCAAUUUCCAGUCGCUGCCCUUUACCGUCUCUGUCAAGCCGUCGGAAGAGAAGCAGUUUGGCGGAGCCGCGGCAUUCAACUGCUACCUCACCAUGCCGUUCAACAAGCGCGCCCGCAUCGAGAUUGAGAACCAAAACGACGAGGCCUACAUCCAGUACUUCUACAUCGACUACGAGCUCUACCCGGAGCCCCUCCCCAAGGACACGCUGUACUUCCACGCGUACUGGCGCCGCGAGAACCCGACCAACGGCUGGGCCCCGUCGGCGAUCCAGACCAACAGCCUGGAAACGCAGGUGAAGAACCUCGACGGCGCGGGCAACUACGUCAUCCUCGAAACUGAGGGGGCAGGCCACUACAUUGGCUGCAACCACUCGGUCUGGCACGAACAGGGGACAUGGUGGGGCGAAGGCGACGACAUGAUCUUCAUCGACGACGACACCUGGCCGCCCAGCAUGCACGGCACGGGCGGCGAAGACUACUUUUCGCAGGGCUGGGGCAUGCAAAAGAACGCGUACCCGUUCUGCGGCACGAUUAUCCACGAGGACGACGUCCCCAACACGCAGAUUAGCUACCGCUGGCACCUCGCCGACCCCGUCCGCUUCAGCAAGCGCAUCAAGGUCACCCUGGAAACGGGCCAUGCGAACCACCUGCGUGAUGACUGGUCGAGCACCGCGUACUGGUACCAGACCCUGCCGGGUCCGAAGCUGGAGAUUUUGCCAGUUGAGAAGCGGCUGCCGAGGCGGCCCGAGGUCGCCCCGAUUCCGGAGCCGACGGAGGAGGAGAUUGCGGCGUUGAGUGCGGACAGGAAGGAGAAGCUGGCGCAGCACCGCGAGCGGUAUGCGGCGUUUGUCAAGGAUCGGAAUGAGUGGUUGGAGCGACGGGCGAAGGACUCCAAGGAGCGGGCGUUGAACAAUGUCAAGAUCUGUGAGGAUAUCCGCCAGCGGUUCUUGAGCAGCCUGAAGCAGUAG